This is a messenger RNA of Esox lucius (northern pike), 2072 nucleotides long. It is a transcript of the gene nutf2, whose product is annotated as nuclear transport factor 2. Gene Ontology annotation, biological process: protein import into nucleus. Gene Ontology annotation, cellular component: nuclear pore central transport channel. The record is from RefSeq and is a predicted model, not a curated record. NCBI's taxonomy places the organism in Eukaryota, Metazoa, Chordata, Actinopteri, Esociformes, Esocidae. The coding region runs from base 391 to 774 and encodes 127 amino acids. The transcript has 5 exons.
AGAAUUCAGCUGAAUAAAAUGAAAAGUUAGCUAGUCAGCUAACGUUAGCUGUUUAAGAAAAAUGUUUAACUUUAGAACAUUAUUAGCUGAUUUAGCGAUUAUAGUUUGACGGAUAAUGAAUCAUUUGUAGUAUUUGAUAGGUUCACGUUAGCCGAGGCAUGCAAGCUUAGUAGAAAGUUCUGGAGGGGAGGGGAGUGGAGUGUGCGGACGGCAGGCCACCUUCUGCGGAGUCACUAACCACGUAAACAUCUUGUUUUCAGGGUUACUGCAAAAAAGAUUGGCCGUGUUUGACAGUAGGAAUACUGUGAUGUACCAUGUGUACCUAAUAACUGACCGGUCUUCAUUGAGUCGUUGUCUAUGAUGCAAGUGCUUGUUGCCAGGUGAUUCAGAAUGGGGGAAAAGCCGAUUUGGGAACAGAUAGGUUCCAGCUUUGUUCAACAUUACUACCAGCUCUUUGACACCGACAGGACCCAACUUGGAGCAAUAUAUAUUGAUGCAUCAUGCCUUACGUGGGAGGGACAGCAAUUCCAGGGAAAAGCAGCAAUUGUAGAGAAACUGUCUACUCUUCCCUUCUUAAAAAUUGCUCACAGUAUAACAGCACAAGACCACCAACCCACCCCUGACAGCUGUAUAAUGAGUAUGGUAGUAGGUCAACUUAAAGCCGAUGAGGACCCCAUCAUGGGAUUUCAUCAGAGUUUCAUCCUGAAGAACAUUAAUGAUGCCUGGGUAUGCACCAAUGACAUGUUCCGGCUCGCGCUGCACAAUUUCGGCUAAGGACACCAGAAGUGGGCAGGGGGAUAUGAGGGAAGGCUGAGGAUGGGGGGCCUCUUGCUGCGACACCUAAACGCCCAACCUUCCCUCUGUGUCAUCCAUACCCAUUUGAAAUUACACCGGAUUCCAGAUGUCAAUCACAGAGACUUGCAGGCAACAUGCACCAACUGAAAAUGAGAUGUGUUCUUUUGCUGAGAGCUCGCAGAUCCAUCAGAGUCCCUUUCCCCUACGCUGACAUGCAUGAUGCUGGGGAGCUUGAAAAUCUGAAGAUGCCAGACAAGGAAACAUUUUUUACCAACUUAUCUUUGCCGUUAAUUCUUCCAUUUUAGUUUCAUAUCCUUUCGUUUUCUUGUCUUACACCCAAGUGUGUUAUCAGGUUGCCUUAGUGUGUGCAACUAUAUUUCUCUACUUUUUACAAGUUUAAUUUAACAUUCAUGCCAGGUUUCUCUAGCAAUCCAAAGAAUCAUAUUAAAUAUUACCAAUAACACCCUUGCCUCAGACCAGCAAUCUUCACAUUUCCCACCCACUGCUCUCUGUGACAUGAAUACUAAAGCCACGAUACAAAAUAAAACGUUGACUUUUUCUUAAUGAUGUGAGCUCAUUGUUCCUCUGCCUGUCUAUCAUUUUCUCACCAUCCACUUACCUCCACUCCCUCAUUUUAAUUGUGUUCUUGGAUUUUAUUGUAAACAUUUUAUGUUCUAAUGAGAAGUUCAGUUCUACAUUUUGGAAUAUGAACUGUUCUAUCAUGUUGUUGAGAAAGAUGCGGCCCAUUCUGUUAGAUAUAUAUAGACAGGGUUCCCUCAAUUUCUUUUUCAGAAACCUAGAUUUCUUUUGACUAAUAACCUCAAUAAUGAGUAGAAGGAUGCUCUGGAAAUUGGGAACACUUUGUGCCAUCAAAGUACUGUACAUUGUUUUGCAAAACUGAGAAACAUUGCUUGCCUGUGGACAAGAAAUCCCUAAGACUUUUCCACCAGUAAAGGUAAAGUGGCAGUGAAGGUCACUUCUCAUGCUAUAAUAUUUUCACAAUAAAGAUAGGCUAGGGGAGUGUUUUUAUUUUUAUUUGGAUUUUAUUUUGAGUUUGUAAUUAUAUAAUCUUACAUUAUAUGCUGUCAAUCAAGGAUUUGCAUAACUACUGCUUUUCCUCUCAUUAGCCAGUGUGUUGUGGCUACUGGUUUCCUGGUGACACAGUGGUUAAUUGAAGAAGGUUCAAGGCAUCUCUUCAAGGUCUGCUAUAAUUCCCAGAUGUUCAAGGUAUUCUUUUCAUGUGGCAGACAGAAAUAAAACAUAUUGUGUGAAAAGUA